AUGACGAAGACGGCGAGCGCCAAGCGCAAGCGCGCCGAGAGAGAGGCCCUCAAGGCCGCCGAGCAAGCACACAAGCGCGCAAAGACCACUGACAGCAGCACCCCCGACGAUGCGCCCGCUGCCGCCAAUGUUGCCAGAUCGAACCUUCCCAAGGCCGUCCUCGAGAAGAAGCUCUUUGUCGAGAACUCUACCGGCAAAGACCGUGUGCGCGAGGCGAAGCUUUACGACCUUCUCAGCAGCGAGAACGAGACCGACCGUAUCGAGGCUGCGGGGGCCAUUAUCUCGAGUCUGCUGGACGGCGAGGGCGUGCCUGAGGCGGUUCUGGAAAGGCAUCUCGACUGGCGUCUAUUCAGAGGCCUUGCAAGCGGACGCGCUGCUUCGCGCCUUGGCUAUAGUCUCGUCUUGACCGAGAUCCUCAGUCAACUGUUUAGUCCACCGCGGAAUCUCGCCGAGAAGCAGUACCCCGGCCUCACCUUCGAGAAAGUGCUGGGCAUGUUGAUGGAGAGGACACACGUCGGCGGAAACAUACCAGGCCAGGAGGAGCGCGAUCUCUACUUUGGACAGCUAUUCGGUCUGGAGUGUUUUGUUCGUGCGCGCGUGCUGUUCGUCCCUGAAGAGGGCCCCGAGCGGUGGAACGAGAUCCUCAGACUCCUCGUGAGAUUGGGCAACAAGAAGGUCUGGCUGCGGCCGCAGUGCGGCUGGGUUGUCGCACAAGCACUGGCGCAGCUGGACCGCAGCCGCAUCGAGAUGGUGCUGCAGCAGCUCGUUGAGCUGGGCUGGGCCAAGACUCCCGAAGGCGUGGGCAUCUGGCUGAUUGCUCUUAACCAGUGCCCUGAUUUGAGGAGCGACGACAAGUCCAGCCAGCAGCAGCAUCACCCGCUUUCCUCGCGGAAUCUGGGCGAGCUGGCGGCGAUCCUGAAAGAAAGCAGCUCGAAUGAGGAGCAGGCGGAGAAGGAGAAGCAGCAGCAGCAGCGGCAGCACAGGGGAGGGAAGAACAAGCAAGCCAACUGGACACCACAGCUGCAUUUCGUGUGGGAUCUCAUUGUUGCGCAUUUUGCCAGACUGGGAAGCGAACAUGUGGAGGAGUUCAGGACGUUUUGGAAGCGUGUUGUUGAUGACAACUUCUUCGCAAAGGCAGCAACAGAGGGCCAAAAGUUCCGGGGCUUCCUGGUGUUCCAAACGAUGCUCCAAGCCUACAUCAACAACGACGAACUCCUUGAUGUCCUCUUCAGCCGGAACCUAAUGACCUGCCUCAUCAACCAAGCUGCUCAAGAAGACCGUUUCCUACACCGCGCAGCUCUCAAGACAUUGAAGACCAUCGAGGAGGCAUCCGCAUCACACCCCGAGGCCACUGGCAUUAUCCUUGACAACUUGAUCAGCAAUAAUGGGCUGUACAGGUUCGAUGUCAUGACCAAGAGCAAGACGGUCGACAAGAUUCUGCAGCAUGUGCAGCCUGAAAACGGCGAGGAUAUUAUUCAGGUUGUGAGCGGACCUGUCAUGAAGACGACGACCACAGCCAAGGACAUCAAUGCAGUAAAGCUUGAUUUGCGUGUGUACAUCGAGUACAUCUUCCGCCUCACCACUUCGGCCCCAGAAACCGCACUGCAGGAGCUGACAUCUCUCGCAUACGCUAAGCUCGUAUGGAUUCCCGAGAAUGCCAACGCCAUGGUCCAGGAAUUGAGCAGGAACCGUCUUCAGUCUGCAUUCGCAAAGCUGUCACGCAAGGCGGAAGACUCCAACUACUUGUGUACGGCGGUGCAAUCCAUUAACCCCGACUACAUCCGCAUGGAAGGAGAUAUGAAGAAGGAGGUAAACCAGGCGCGCAAGCGGCUGGAGAAGCUUAUGAAGAAGGGUGCUGCCGCUGGAGAGGGUGCUCCGGACGAGGUUAAGAUUGCGCAGGGUUUGGCUUUGCUGCACGCGAUUGCCAUUUUCCAGCUGUACAACGAGGAACCUGAUGCGUUCCAACUCCUCAGCGACCUCAAGGAAUACCAGGCGCGUCUGCAAGAGGAUGAAGAGGGAGCCGCGGAGUUCCUGGUGGAGAUUCUUCUCGCCCUCGUGUCGCAGCAGUCGUCCCUCAUGCGCGAGAUCUCCCAGCGGGUGUUUGGCUACUUUAGCAGCCGUGUCUCGCCAAAGGCCCUGGACCUGCUCCUCGACGUCCUCGCGGCCGACGAGAGCGCCAAGGGACAGCAGUCUCUCUUUGACGUCAACGACGACGAUGACGUAGAGGACAUGGAUGAAGACGAGGAUGAGGAAGACGAUGACGAGGACGAAUUUGGCUCCGACUUUGAAGUUGAUUCGGACGUGGAAUUCGUUUCCCUCAAUACUGGCGAUGCGGAGGACGACGGCGAGGAAGAGGACGAGGAAGAAGAGGGGUCUGGAUCGGAGGAUGAAGGCGAAGGCGAUGAAGAAGCCAAGAACCUGGAAGCCCUCGACGACGCCCUUGGUAAGAUUCUCAACAGCCACCGCCUCGACAAGGACAAGGAGGCUGAGUCGUCCGACGACGACGCUGACAUGAGCGACUCGGACAUGCUCGAGCUCGACAACAAGCUCGCCGAAGUGUUCAAACAGCGGGCCAAGGCUGCACCCAGCAAGAAGAAGGAGCGUAAGGCUGCCAAGGAGUCCGUUGUCAACUUCAAGCGCCGCGUCCUCGACCUACUCGAGAUUUUUGUCAAGAACGAAGCGGGCAACCCGACUACCCUUGCAGUGUUGAGACCUUUGUUGGAGCUGGUUCGCACCACGACGAUUAAGACGCUCGCGGACCGCAGCUUUGAGCUGAUCAAGGACUACCAGAAGCGCCUUCGCAAGGCGAGGUCCGGAGCGAACAAAUCGGCAAAGAUUGAUAAGGAGGAAGCGCUUGAGGUGCUCAAGGGCGUCUAUGAGGAACUGAAGGCCGGCGAGACCAAGGCGCAUGCCAAGGCUGCUUUGCCGGCUUGUCUGAUUGCGGCUUCCACCGUCUUCCACGCCAGCAACGGAAACCGUGCGGCUGUCGAUGCCGUGGUGGGCGACGUCAAGAAGGGUGCUUCCGCGGUACAGCUGGACAUGAAGAAGGCUUGGGAUGAGUGGUGCCGAAACCACGAGGCACUGAAGAAGCAAGGCGCCGGAAAGAAAUAA
Molecule: messenger RNA, 3111 nt
Organism: Colletotrichum truncatum
Lineage: Eukaryota; Fungi; Ascomycota; Sordariomycetes; Glomerellales; Glomerellaceae
Product: DNA polymerase v
Biological process (GO): regulation of DNA-templated transcription
Cellular component (GO): nucleolus
Molecular function (GO): transcription factor binding; rDNA binding
Source: RefSeq, a predicted model, not a curated record